This is a messenger RNA of Mercenaria mercenaria, 778 nucleotides long. RefSeq lists its product as uncharacterized. NCBI's taxonomy places the organism in Eukaryota, Metazoa, Mollusca, Bivalvia, Venerida, Veneridae. The record is from RefSeq and is a predicted model, not a curated record. Bases 107 to 778 code for a protein of 223 amino acids. The transcript is spliced from 5 exons.
UGUGCUUUGGUGUUCAGCUUGUGUAAAAGCAUAUAGUGCAUACCUUUUGUCCGAUUUUUCCUUGAGGAUACCAAUUCAUUGUGUUUUCCUGCUCUUUUCAGAAAUAAUGUUUGUGGUGUCAAGUUUAGUUGCCUUCGCAGUGCUAUCUCUCAUCAUGAUAAAUGUGCACUCACAGACAAUAGAUUUGACAGUCGAUUUAUGCACAACGUUAGAAACCAGAUUAACUGUGGUGAAUGGGUACACCGGUGGAACUGUUUACAUUGAGGGAACUACUCAGAACUUCACUGACUGUCACCAAUCCCUGGCUGGAGAUUCAACGGAUGUGUUCCAACUUACAUUUGAUACUUGUGGUGUAACUUAUGGAUUCCUAGCAUCAUCAAAUACAAUCGAUUUCUACGUCGUCGUUACUCAAUAUCCCUUUGCAAACAUUUUCACUGAUCCUCGGUUCCAUGUUAGAUGCUCGUUCCAGGAGUCAACCAACAAUGUCGACAUUCAAGUGGAGUCAGUGACUGCAGACAAAAGUGGAACAGAAAGAAGACAUGAAACCGACCCAUCGGCAGUAAUCUCCCUUUGUAGAGACACUUUAGAAGGAACAUGCGAACCAAUAUCAUAUUCGAAUAUGGUCACCAUGGGAGAUAAUCUUACUCUCCGUUUUGAUUUGUCACCACAAGUCCCAAAUUAUGAACUACGAGUUGACGAAUGUUUCUUUGAAGCAAAAGAUCAAACAACCGGAAUUAGCGCUUCAACACUUCAGCUGUUAGAUAUUCAAUCACAGUAA